Messenger RNA from Myiozetetes cayanensis, 1209 nucleotides. It is a transcript of the gene DIRAS3, whose product is annotated as DIRAS family GTPase 3. The record is from RefSeq and is a predicted model, not a curated record. Gene Ontology annotation, cellular component: plasma membrane. Lineage: Eukaryota; Metazoa; Chordata; Aves; Passeriformes; Tyrannidae. The transcript has 2 exons. Gene Ontology annotation, biological process: signal transduction. The coding region runs from base 400 to 996 and encodes 198 amino acids. Gene Ontology annotation, molecular function: GDP binding; GTPase activity; GTP binding.
GGACCCACGCGGACACGGAGUGGACCUUGGUGGCCAUGGCCCCAGGGCUCGGGGAUUUCCUCGGGAAGGGCUGAGGAGCCCUUUCAGGGCAUCCGUGCCGCGCUUAAUGACAGCGGGGGCGGAAAGCUGAGCUGUAUUAAGUGUUUUUAAACACAAUCAGACUUAAACUUAAGAUGGGAGAUGCUCAGGGUGGCUUAAAGCUGGCAGAACCUGUCAGUGCUUGGGCGUCUGCGGCGAGGGGGGCCGAGGAUACGCGCCUUUGUGCGCGGAGUGAGAGGGAGCAGCAGAACUCGGCUCCAGCGGCUGUAGCUCAGCCCACCUCUGCGUAGGGCUGUGUAAACUUGGAGGAACUCGGGUAUUUUCGGAGCAGACCUUCACUCGCAUCGCCGCUCAGCCAAGAUGCCCGAGCAGAGCAAUGAUUACAGGGUGGUGGUGUUCGGAGCAGCCGGGGUUGGCAAAAGCUCCUUGGUCCUGCGUUUUGUAAGGGGGACUUUCAGGGAAACCUACAUCCCCACCAUCGAGGACACGUACCGGCAGGUGAUCAGCUGUGACAAGAGCAUCUGCACCCUUCAGAUCACGGACACCACGGGCAGCCACCAGUUCCCUGCCAUGCAGCGGCUCUCUAUAUCCAAAGGGCAUGCCUUCAUCUUGGUGUACUCCGUCACCAACAGGCAAUCCAUGGAAGAUCUUCAUCCCAUCUUCGACCAGAUAUGUCAGAUUAAAGGGGACAUCCAAAAAAUCCCCAUAAUGUUGGUGGGGAACAAAAGUGAUGACACACAGAGGGAGCUGGAUGCCAGCGAGGGGCAAGCUCUGGCCAGCAAGUGGAAGUGUGCCUUCAUGGAGACAUCGGCCAAAAUGAACUACAACGUGCAGGAGCUCUUCCAGGAGCUCCUGAAUCUGGAGCAGAGGAGAACUAUCCGUCUCCAGGUGGACGGAAAGAAAUCCAAGCAGCAGACAAAGAAAGAUAAACUGCAAGGCAAAUGCUCUGUUAUGUGAUUGCCUUUGGCUCUACUUGCUGCACGGUGUAGUCAGAGCGUGGAUUCCCGUGGAAAACACAUUUCUGCUGGGUGUUUCAGAGGAAUCCAUGCCUUACAGGGCUUUUGCUUUUCUCUAAAACCCUGACUGGAUUAUUUUACGUGUUGGUUUUAAAGAGGAUGCCUUCUGCAUGUUUAUUUUUUUAAAUCAAUAAAUGUUCCAUGUUAACAAUUA